Penicillium angulare is the source of this 492-nucleotide messenger RNA. RefSeq names its product nucleotide triphosphate diphosphatase NUDT15. The record is from RefSeq and is a predicted model, not a curated record. Gene Ontology annotation, molecular function: 8-oxo-7,8-dihydrodeoxyguanosine triphosphate pyrophosphatase activity. Gene Ontology annotation, biological process: dGTP catabolic process. Gene Ontology annotation, cellular component: cytosol. Bases 1 to 492 code for a protein of 163 amino acids. The transcript has 3 exons. Lineage: Eukaryota; Fungi; Ascomycota; Eurotiomycetes; Eurotiales; Aspergillaceae.
AUGAAUCCCAGGGUCGGUGUUGGUGUUUUUGUCUUUAAUAAGAAGGGUGAAGUCGUUCUUGGCAGGAGAAAGAAUAGCCACGGUGCCGGUACCUGGGCUUUCCCUGGAGGUCAUCUUGAAUUCGGCGAAUCUUUUGAAGAAUGCGCGGCGCGGGAGGUCCUCGAAGAGACCGGUCUGAAGGUUUCGGGCGCUCAUUUUCUUACGACGACGAAUGAUGUCAUGGUUGAUGAUGGAAAACAUUAUAUUACUGUUUUCGUGGGAUGUCAUGUUUCUGGCAACAAUCAAGAACCCCAGUUGCUGGAACCUGAAAAGUGCGAUCGGUGGGAAUGGGUGACUUGGGAUGAGAUCCGCUCGUAUCUGAGUCCUAUCCAUGGCGAUGGACCAAAGGCACAUCGCAAGCUAUUUUUGCCGCUUGUGAAUCUCGUUAAGCAGCGACCGGGGUUUGAUCCGACCUGUGUUCUAACUAGUGAGAAAGAGGGUGGAAUCAGCUGA